CACUCUUUGUACGGAACAAAUGGCACUCAAGACUAUGACGUCGAGAGGGCGGAGACGACGGCCAACAGGAAUCUGGACGUCGAAGAGAUGCGACAACAGAAACAACUCCUCAUUCGAGAACAAGACAAAGGAUUGGAGUCAUUAGCUGAGAUAAUUAGUCGCCAGAAGAAUAUGGCUCAAGGAAUGAGCUCUGAAAUCGAUUUACAAAAUGAAAUAAUUGAUGACAUCGGAGACCAUAUGGAUCAGACCAAUGAUCGACUGCUGAGGAAUACGAGAAAUAUACAAAAAGUCAACAGAAAAGCAGGCACUUGUGGUUAG
Molecule: messenger RNA, 318 nt
Organism: Oppiella nova
Lineage: Eukaryota; Metazoa; Arthropoda; Arachnida; Sarcoptiformes; Oppiidae
Source: the annotation of a GenBank genome assembly